Molecule: messenger RNA, 1101 nt
Organism: Hyaloscypha bicolor E
Lineage: Eukaryota; Fungi; Ascomycota; Leotiomycetes; Helotiales; Hyaloscyphaceae
Product: ichthyin
Exons: 3
Coding region: 1-1101 (366 amino acids)
Biological process (GO): magnesium ion transport
Cellular component (GO): membrane
Molecular function (GO): magnesium ion transmembrane transporter activity
Source: RefSeq, a predicted model, not a curated record
AUGCGAGAUGAAUAUAUCGGUGUCCUCCUCGCCAUAGCUGGCUCUGGACUCAUCGGCUCCAGCUACGUGACCACAAAAAUCGGGCUUCGAGAUGCCAGCGAACGGCAUGGCUUCAAAGGGGACGGACACGAAUACAUGAAGAACCCCCUAUGGUGGACAGGCAUGACCAUGCUGGUGACAGGAGAGAUGUUCAACUUUGCAGCAUAUGCCUUUGCGCCAGCUGUCCUGGUCACUCCUCUGGGAGCGCUGAGCGUGCUGACAGGAACCAUAUUGGGUGCAUACUUCCUGAAGGAGAGAUUGGGACAACUGGGGAAGCUAGGCUGUGCGUUGUGCAUCAUGGGCUCGGUGUUGAUUGUUGCCAAUGCGCCGGCGGAUAAGGAUAUUCAGACUGUGGAUGAAAUUCUGGAUUAUGCUAUGCAGCCAGAAUUUGUGCUCUUCUGCCUCAUCACAGCGGUCUUCUCCGUGAUGAUGAUAUACUCCGUCGCCCCCAAAUACGGCACCACGAAUCCUCUAUACUACCUAUCAAUCUGUGCUGCAACAGGAGCAGUAUCGGUCAUGGCCUUGAAAGCUUUCGGAAUUGCUCUGAAGCUGACCUUUGCUGGAGCAAAUCAAUUCGGCCGUCCAUCGACAUAUCUAUUUGCGGUUGUUGCAAUUAGUUGCAUCGUGGUACAGAUGAACUACUUUAAUAAAGCAUUGAACACCUUCCCACAAUCGAUUGUGAGCCCGAUAUAUUACGUUACAUUCACCACCGCCGUCCUUACAGCCUCCUUCGUUUUAUUCCAAGGAUUCAAUAUCACCAAUCCCAUAGAAACCGGUCGCCUUCUCUGCGGAUUUCUGAUCAUAUUUUUCGGCGUCUAUAUGCUCAACUUUCCUAGCAAAGAUGUGGAAAGCCACGAGUUCCAAAUCCUGACAGGCGGAUCAGUUUUAGCACCAGAUAGCCUGGGGAUACUGAGAACGAGAUUCAGCAUGCAGGGACUUCGACCUUCAGGCGAUUCGACAAGACAGAUGCAUUCAUAUGAAGAAGGGGGUGACGUAGACCACCCUCGUCGAAGUUUGGCACGGCCGAGUGGAGAAGGUGUCCCUUUGCAGAGGAUUGGGUGA